AGCGGCGGCAGCGGCGGCGGGUGUGGGCCGAGCCGGUAUUUAUAGCUCGGUGCCAGCAGCCGCGGCCUCGGCGCCUCUGCCCGUCUCGCCGCGCUCCCGAGCGAGGCCGCCAGCGCGGCGCAGGGCUGCGCCCCACCCGGCCUCCCUGUGCGCUCGCCUCCGCCCGCGCGGCCCCCACGGUGAACUAUAGACCUGAAGUCUUGAAGGAUGGGUAAAGACUUCCGUUAUUAUUUCCAGCAUCCCUGGUCUCGAAUGAUUGUGGCCUACUUGGUGAUCUUCUUUAACUUCUUAAUAUUUGCGGAGGACCCAGUGUCUCAUAGCCAAACCGAAGCCAAUGUGAUUGUUGUUGGAAACUGUUUUUCAUUUGUAACAAAUAAAUACCCCAGAGGAGUUGGCUGGAGGCUCCUGAAGGUGCUUCUAUGGCUACUUGCCAUCCUCAUAGGACUAAUAGCUGGCAAAUUUCUCUUCCAUCAGCGUUUGUUUGGUCAGUUGCUCCGGUUAAAAAUGUUUCGAGAAGACCAUGGGUCGUGGAUGACAAUGUUCUUCAGUACAAUUCUCUUUCUCUUUAUAUUCUCUCACAUAUACAACACAAUUCUUCUAAUGGAUGGGAACAUGGGAGCCUACAUCAUUACAGACUAUAUGGGCAUCCGGAAUGAGAGCUUCAUGAAAUUAGCUGCUGUGGGGACCUGGAUGGGGGACUUUGUCACCGCUUGGAUGGUUACUGAUAUGAUGCUUCAGGACAAACCCUACCCUGACUGGGGAAAGUCAGCAAGAGCUUUCUGGAAGAAAGGAAAUGUUAGGAUCAUUUUAUUCUGGACAGUUCUUCUUACUCUGACUUCAGUGGUGGUACUGGUCAUUACAACUGACUGGAUCAGCUGGGACAAGCUAAACCGAGGAUUUCUUCCCAGUGAUGAGGUUUCCAGAGCGUUUCUGGCUUCUUUCAUAUUGGUAUUUGACCUUCUUAUUGUGAUGCAGGUCCGGAUGGAGUUUGAGUUCAGAGCCCUCUGGUCAUCUUCCCCUAUCAUUUCUCCCCAUCUCGGAGUAUGGACCAAAAUUCUUUAUAGGGUACACAAGGACUGGGAAUUCCCACAUUUCAUGGGCGAUGUGGAUGUCAACCUCCCUGGGUUACACACUCCUCACAUGCAGUUCAAGAUUCCUUUCUUCCAGAAGAUCUUCAAAGAGGAGUACCGCAUUCAUAUCACUGGUAAAUGGUUUAACUACGGAAUUAUCUUUCUUGUCUUGAUAUUGGACCUGAAUAUGUGGAAGAACCAGAUAUUUUAUAAGCCUCAUGAAUAUGGACAGUAUAUUGGACCUGGGCAGAAGAUCUAUACAGUGAAGGACUCAGAAAGCUUAAAGGAUUUGAACAGAACCAAGCUAUCUUGGGAAUGGCGAUCCAAUCACACGAACCCACAGACUAAUAAAACAUACGUGGAGGGGGACAUGUUCUUACACAGCAGGUACAUAGGAGCUAGCCUUGAUGUCAAGUGUCUAGCAUUUGUUCCAAGUCUGAUAGCUUUUGUGUGGUUUGGAUUCUUUAUCUGGUUCUUUGGACGAUUUUUGAAAAAUGAGCAAGGCAUGGAGAAUCAAGACAAAACAUACACACGCAUGAAAAGGAAAUCUCCAUCGGAACACAGCAAAGACAUGGGGAUCACGAGAGAAAACACCCAGGUCUCAGUGGAAGACCCACUGAACGACCCCCCUCUGGUGUGCAUCAGGUCUGACUUCAAUGAGAUUGUCUACAAGUCCUCCCACCUCACGUCAGAGAACUUGAGCUCACACUUAAACGAGCCUGCCAGCAUCACGGAAGGUGAGCCAGAUCCAGUGACUUCCAAGAGCACACCUAUGAACUAGCUUCCCUGUCUCGAAGAUAGCAACACAGCAACAGCCUGAGUGCAACUUUGCAAAGUUAGUCUUUCCUUUUGUCAAUGUCAGGUUUAUGUAGCGUUAGGUUCAGGAGAUAUAAACAAAUGCCACAACGGUGCUCAACAUGCUUUUUUCUAGGACUCAUUGUUUUCUAUCUGUAUGAUGAUACAUGUGCCUACUGUCUGUCUAACAGUCCUCUUUAGAUUGCUCUUCACAAUCACACAAGCUCUGUACUGACUCUCCAGCAUGGUAGAAGAUUAGCUGAUUACCCAGUGUGUCUGAUGUUCAACCAUAGUGGUGCCUUGAGACAUUAAACUGUUUUUAACUGUACCAGAAAUGAAGUGUGGAACAGUUCUCUAACCUACUUCCAGUGGGAUUUUUUUUUUGUACGCAAUUGUUCUCUACACUUGAUCUCUGAGCAGAAAACAGAUCCAGCCAAGAUGUAGCUCAGGAAAGACCUUUUUGGCUUCUGAUUCAGCAGUGGAGGGAGUGAUGCUGACAGCUGCCCUGCAGAGCAAGUAACAUGGUGGUCGCCUUUGAAUUCCCAUUGGCUGCCCUCCAAAUACAAAUGCAGAUGCAAAAUUCAGUAAUGUGAGAAUGAUCUUACAGCACGGUCACUACUUGCGAAACGUGACUUUCUCCAACCCAUUGCAAUGAGAUGAUCAAGAUCUAAUUAUGUUUUCCUAGUGAAAGGUAAAUUGCUACCUGAUUGAGAAUCCUACCCUUUCACCUUUUGAUGGAAACCAAGGUAAAGAGGCGCAGUUGGGGGAAAGGGGAGGGACUCUCAAAUUGGUUGGCAUUUACACAAAGUCAAAGCAAACCUAGGAACUGAAGUUCUGAUUGCCUGAGCUCUUCCAGCCUACUAGCUACAAUGUUUGUACAUCUUUCUGCAAAAAUGGCUCUGGAGGGUAAAACAUACACCAGCCUUGAACAAGAGAGCAUCUUUAGAAGCAGGCAUCAGAACCUUGUGAGGUAGAAAAAAGAUGUGCAUGAAUAAAUCCGUUCUGUGGCUUGUGUGUGCAGUUCUUUUUUUUUUUAAAAAAAAUUAAACAUCGCACACUAAUAAAAAUGAGUUAUACAUCAGUGAUGGUGUGAUGUAGUUUUUGUUUAUAUGGGAGGAGUUAGAAUUGGAUGUUUCAAUUUUUUUUUAUCUUGAUGUUAGGCAAUUUAAGAAAGGGAACACCUAGGGGCUGGGGAGACAGCAGAGGUUGUACAAAAGACUUUUGUAUCUGAGGUUCAAUCCAUAAGACAGAUCUGAGCAGUGCUUUGGCAUCUCUCUCCCCCCUCCAUAUGUGUGUGUGUGUGUGUGUGUGUGUGUGUGUGUGUGUGCAUCUUUCAUAAAAGUAAAUAAAUUGAACACUCCCACCUUA
Molecule: messenger RNA, 3233 nt
Organism: Erinaceus europaeus (western European hedgehog)
Lineage: Eukaryota; Metazoa; Chordata; Mammalia; Eulipotyphla; Erinaceidae
Gene: TMEM117
Product: transmembrane protein 117
Exons: 9
Coding region: 208-1851 (547 amino acids)
Biological process (GO): intrinsic apoptotic signaling pathway in response to endoplasmic reticulum stress
Source: RefSeq, a predicted model, not a curated record